AUGGAGGUGUCUAGUAUCUGGGAUAGUGUGGUGGAGUUAACCAAAGUGGCCCAACAAAAGGGUAGUGAUCCUCUGGUUUGGGUUCUACAGUUGUCCUCCAACUUGAGUUCAAGGGGAGUGUCUCUGCCCUCAGUGGACCUAGCCAAUGUAUUGGUUUCCCACAUUUGCUGGGAAAACAAUGUUCCCAUUAUGUGGAAGUUUCUGGAGAAGGCCUUGAUGUUAAAGAUUGUGCCUCCAAUGAUUGUUCUUGCUCUUCUCUCACAAAGGGUCAUUCCAAGUCGAUGCUCCCAGCCAGUCGCUUAUAGACUUUACAUGGAACUCCUCAAGAGACACAUUUUUACCCUCAAGUCUCAGAUAAAUGGGCCAAAUUAUCAAAUGAUCAUGAAAUCAAUAGAUUCUAUUCUUCAUCUUUCUGGAAUAUUUGGUCUUCCACUGAGUGAACCUGGAGUUCUUGUGGUUGAGUUUUUAUUUGCAAUUGUGUGGCAAUUGGUUGAUGCAUCAUUAGAUGAUGAAGGAUUGUUGAAUCAAACCCUGGAAAAGAAGUCUAGAUGGGAAAUUGAACAUCAAGAAAUGGAGAUAGACUGCCAUGGUAGUUAUUAUAAGAAGAGGAGGGAAUACAAUGAGAUAAUGCAGGAGGCAAAUACUGUCAUGGCCAUCGAGAUAAUUGGGCAGUUCCUUCAAAAUAAAGUAACAUCGAGAAUUCUUUACCUGGCUCGCCGACACUUGCCUGCACUUUGGACAAAUUUUACUCAGCGGUUACAAUUGCUUGCAUCAAAUUCUUUAGCAAUAAGAAGUUCAAAAACUCUUACUCCAGAGGCUCUUAUGCUGUUGAGUUCAAGCAGUCACUUCGUAUUGUCUCGUGAAUACAAAACAAGUUCUUUGCAAAAAUUUCAUGCAGUUAUGGCUUCUGGAUCUCUGGUUUCUUCUGCUGGUCUGUGCAAUGGGGCUAGUCGUUCUGCUCUGUGGCUUCCUCUUGAUCUUGUAUUAGAAGAUGCAAUGGAUGGUUAUCAAGUUGAUGCUACAAGUGCUGUUGAAAACAUUACUGGUCUGAUUAAUACCCUUCAAGCGAUAAAUGGCACAGGCUGGCAUGACACCUUUUUAGGCCUUUGGAUAGCAGCUCUUCGCCUUGUACAAAGGGAAAGGGACCCAAUAGAGGGCCCUGUGCCUCGCCUAGACUCUCGCUUAUGCAUGCUAUUGUGUAUCACAACACUUGUGGUGGCUAAUCUGCUUGAGGAGGAGGGAACUUUACCAACCAAUGAAGUAGAAUGUACUUCCAUCAAUGGCUGGAAAGAAAAAGAGCUUCCAGGAAACCGCCGCCAUGAUUUAGUCUCCAGCUUACAGGUGUUGGGUGACUAUCAGGGUUUGCUGACUCCUCCUCAAUCUGUUGUUUCUGCUGCCAAUAAGGCUGCUGCAAAAGCGAUGCUGAUUCUUUCAGGUGUCAGUAUGGGGAGUGCAUACUUUGAGUGCAUUGGUAUGAAGGAUCUGCCCAUAAACUUUUCCGGAAACAUGCGCCAUUUGAUAGUUGAGGCCUGCAUUGCUAGAAAUCUACUGGACACAUCUGCGUAUUCCUGGCCAGGUUAUGUCAAUGGACGUAUAAACCAGUUACCUCAUGGUGUGCCAACUCAAGUGCCUGGUUGGUCAACAUUUAUGCUGGGGGCUACUCUUACUCCAGUCUUGGUUAAUGCUUUGGUUUCAAGUCCUGCUUCAAGCUUAGCAGAAAUCGAGAAAGUAUUUGAGAUUGCAAUCAAUGGAUCAGAUGACGAGAAGAUAUCUGCUGCCACCAUUUUAUGUGGGACCUCACUACUUAGGGGUUGGAAUAUACAGGAGCAUACUGCUCAUUUUAUCAUUCAAUUAUUGUCUCCUCCAGUUCAUGCCGAUUAUUCUGGGAGUGAUAGUCAUUUGAUAGGUUAUGCUCCAAUGCUGAAUGUCCUCAUUGUUGGAAUAGCAUCUGUUGACUGCGUUCAGAUUUUCUCUUUACAUGGCUUGGUUCCACAACUUGCAUGUUCAUUGAUGCCAAUUUGUGAGGUGUUUGGUUCUUUUAUUCCCAAUGUCUCCUGGACUCUAACAACAGGAGAAGAAAUCUCUGCCCAUGCUGUGUUUUCAAAUGCAUUUACUCUCCUUCUGAAGCUCUGGAGGUUUAAUCAUCCCCCUCUUGAGCAUGGGGUAGGAGAUGUACCCACAGUUGCAUCCCGACUGACACCUGAAUACCUCUUGUCAGUAAGAAACUCUUACCUGGUAUCAUCUGUAACUUCUCACCAGGAUCGUAAUAAAAGGAGGUUGUCUGCUGUUGCAAGCUCAUCAUAUCCAGAACCUGUAUUUGUAGACUCUUUUCCAAAACUUAAGGUUUGGUAUCGGCAGCAUCAAGCGUGUAUAGCUUCAACCCUCUCUGGUCUUGUGCCUGGGACCCCUGUCCAUCAGAUUGUUGAUGAUCUUCUUAACAUGAUGUUCACAAAGAUCAAUAGAGGAAAUCAGUCUGGAACUUCUGUGAAUUCUCCAAGUAGUAGUUCUUCUGGACCUGGAAACGAAGACAAUUCUCUAAGACCUAAAUUGCCUGCUUGGGAUAUCCUAGAAGCUGUUCCCUUUGUGGUUGAUGCUGCUUUAACAGCCUGUGCUCAUGGAAGACUUUCUCCUCGUGAGCUGGCUACGGGGCUUAAAGAUUUAGCUGAUUUUCUUCCUGCCUCUUUGGCACCCAUUGUGAGUUACUUUUCUGCUGAAGUAACUCGAGGAAUUUGGAAACCAGUUUUUAUGAAUGGAACUGAUUGGCCCAGUCCGGCUGUGAAUCUAUCCUAUGUUGAGGAACAGAUCAAGAAAAUCCUAGCUGCUACUGGUGUUGAUAUCCCUAGCCUUGCUGCAGAAAGAAGCUCUCCAGCUACACUCCCACUACCUCUAGCUGCCUUUGUAAGUGUUACCAUUACAUACAAGAUAGACAGAGCAUCGGAACGUUUCCUCAGUUUGGCUGGCCCCACCUUGGAGUGCCUUGCAGCCGGUUGUCCAUGGCCUUGUAUGCCAAUUGUGGCAUCUCUGUGGACUCAAAAGGCGAAGAGAUGGAGUGACUUCCUUAUCUUUUCUGCAUCUCGGACCGUUUUCCUGCAGAACAGGCAGUCAGUGGUUCAGCUUCUUAAAAGCUGCUUUACUGCCACACUUGGCCUGAAUGCCACUCCGACCUCGAGCAAUGGUGGUGUGGGAGCACUUCUUGGACAUGGAUUCGGAUCCCAUUUCUGUGGUGAAAUUUCACCUGUGGCACCAGGAAUUCUUUAUCUGCGUGUGUAUAGGUCCAUAGCAGAUAUUGUCUUCAUGACCGAAGAGAUUGUUACUAUCUUGAUGCAUUCUGUGCGAGAGAUAGCAUGUGAUGUGCUUCCUAAAGAGAGAUUGGGCAAGUCAAAGACCAAAAAUGGAAUGAGAUAUGGACAGGUUUCACUUGCUACAGCAAUGACUCAGGUGAAACUGGCAGCUUCACUUGGGGCGUCUUUAGUAUGGUUAACAGGAGGCUUGUGUCUUGUUCAGUCGUUGAUCAAAGAAACAUUGCCUUCUUGGUUUAUAUCUAUGCACUGGUCUGAGCAAGAACAAGGGUCAGAAGGAAUGGUAGCCAUGCUUGGGGGAUAUGCACUUGCAUACUUUGCAGUGCUUUGUGGAGCCUUUGCUUGGGGAGUUGAUUCAUCAUCGGCAGCAUCAAAACGGCGGCCUAAAAUCCUUGGUACACAUAUGGAAUUUCUUGCGAGUGCCCUUGAUGGGAAAAUAUCACUUGGUUGUGAUUCGGCAACAUGGCGUGCCUAUGUGUCUGGUUUUGCAACUCUAAUGGUAGGCUGCACAUCAAACUGGAUGCUAGAAGUGGAUGUAGAAGUACUGAAGAGACUGAGUAAUGGUCUUAGGAAAUGGAAUGAGGAAGAACUUGCUAUAGCCUUGUUAGAGAUUGGUGGAGUUGGUACAAUGGGUGCAGCUGCCGAACUCAUAGUCGAAAAUGAGAUGUAAAUUCCCUUCCCUCAACCCCAAUUUUUACUUUGUUUUUCAGGCGGCAGAUGUAUAUGUUAAAUCUGAUGUUAAUUAACUUACUUUUGUAGUGAAAGGUUCAGAGUUGAUAUGUCUACUAGAAAACCACAUCCAUUGUUAUAAGCUCAUGAACCAAAAGUGUGAAAUU
Molecule: messenger RNA, 4135 nt
Organism: Fragaria vesca subsp. vesca
Lineage: Eukaryota; Viridiplantae; Streptophyta; Magnoliopsida; Rosales; Rosaceae
Product: mediator of RNA polymerase II transcription subunit 33A-like
Exons: 12
Coding region: 1-3969 (1322 amino acids)
Biological process (GO): regulation of phenylpropanoid metabolic process
Cellular component (GO): mediator complex
Source: RefSeq, a predicted model, not a curated record